Aspergillus aculeatinus CBS 121060 is the source of this 1532-nucleotide messenger RNA. Its product is annotated as fatty acyl-CoA reductase. Gene Ontology annotation, biological process: long-chain fatty-acyl-CoA metabolic process. The record is from RefSeq and is a predicted model, not a curated record. Gene Ontology annotation, molecular function: alcohol-forming very long-chain fatty acyl-CoA reductase (NADP+) activity. Bases 185 to 1456 code for a protein of 423 amino acids. The transcript has a single exon. Gene Ontology annotation, cellular component: peroxisome. NCBI's taxonomy places the organism in Eukaryota, Fungi, Ascomycota, Eurotiomycetes, Eurotiales, Aspergillaceae.
GCAGGAAGGGCUCACUAGAUUUUAUUCUUUGUGGUAGUUGGACUAUGCAAAGGAGGGCUCUAGCAUCGCGAAAGCUGCUAUCGUCCAAACAUUGCAUCAGUGUUUAUUACUGCACGUUGCUAUAUCACGGAGUCAGGGAAUCAAGUACAGCGCAACAAUAUAUACACAAUCAGAGAAGCCCCUGAUGUCCAUCGCCCUCCUUUCCACCCCCUCACUGCACGAGGCAGAGAUCAAGCGCAGAGGGUAUGCGACCUUAUUCGAGAAACACACCGUCUUCCUCACCGGCAGCACCGGCGCGCUGGGGGCCGUGCUCCUCUACAAACUCGCGGUGCAGGUCCCCACCCACAAGAUAUACGUCCUGGUCCGGGGGUCCCCGGACCUCGCGAUCCAGAAAUGGAAGAAGGCGAUGCCCGUGCAGACGCAGCCGGUCCUCCGCUCCCGGAAGGUUCAUUUUGUAGUUGGGGACAUGACGAAACCGGACUUUGGGAUCGAUGCGGCAGUGAUGGAUGAGCUGCGCCAGCAGGUCACGCUGGUGAUCCACGCGGCCGCCAAAAUCACCCUGGACGCGGACGUUGCGGAGGCGGUGGAGAACAAUUGUCUCCCGUCGUUGGAGAUGGCGAAGAUCACCUCGCGGUUCCGCAGGCUGAAGCUCUUCGUGCAGGUGUCGACGGCGUACGUGAACAGUUUCUUGCCGGAUGGGCACGUGGCGGAGAAGCUGUACUCUGUUGGGGUGGAAGUGGGUGGAAAGGGUGAGGAGGAUGAUCCGGAGGAGCUACUAGGGGCGAUCCUCAGAGGCGAAGGUUCCCCGCACGCCGAGCACUUCUCCUCUUCAUAUACCCAUGCGAAGUAUUUGAUGGAGCGGCUGAUGCUGAAACGGUUCCCCACGCUGCCUAUGUUGCUGGUGCGUCCAACCAUCUUCGGUCCGGCGGUCAGAGAUCCGUAUCCACAUUAUGCGCCGGAGAAUUCCAUCCCGUUGAAGAGAUUCGCCUCGCUAUUUCUGAUGACUCAUGGCGAGACCCAGACCUGGCACGCGGCCGAGGGCUAUGACAGUGGUGCGAAUACGUUGGAUGAGAUGCCGGUUGACCUGGUGGCGAAUGCCUGUCUUCUUCACGCUGUUGCGGGAACGCGAGGGGUCAUUCAUGUCGGAUCGCAGCUUUAUGUGAAGACGACGCUAGACGGAAUUAUGCAGUUGGCGGACACGUACGCCCCACAAGGCAUGCGACAUGCUUUGCCGACGGUACUUUUUGUGAAAGAUCGAACUAUUCCGCAGUGCUUCCUUGCGGACCUAGUCAAGGUUGGCUCACGCAAUUGGUUGUUUGAUUGUGGUCGGUCAUUCUGGUUGAAGCAGCUUGGUGGUCCGCUGAGUUUGGCAGCAUGCCAACAUGAUGCAGACAGGAUCAAUAAGCAACGGGCCACAGACGCAUGGGAGCGAGUGUUGCGGUCAGUAAAGCUUUAGUUUGGGCUGUCCGUGAUGUUAUGUCGUGAUGAUUCACUUUGGUCAGUUAGCUGUGGGUAGUGCUCCGAUUUCGGUU